CCAACACCACUCCACAGUCUAACUCGUUUCUCAUUUUAACUUUAUUUAUACAUCUUUUGAUCUCAUCUUCUUUCUCUUCAACACAUAGAUAGAUCUCUUCCAAUACUAAAUCGUGUAGCAAACAUCUUCAUCCAUCCUAUUUUACACAACAGCAAGAAAAAUAAAAGUAAAAUAGUAACUAAAUUUUCUGCUACUUCAGCAAAUUACUAUAUCCGAAACAAAAAUCUUACUAUAUCCAAUAUAAUGGGACUUCUCGACAAACUAUGGGAUGAAACUCUAGCUGGUCCAACGCCGGACUCCGGCCUCGGCAAACUUCGCAAAUACAACUCUUUCUCCGCCAGAUCUAGCGCCGCGCCGCCGUCGGAUCCGGUGCCUCCGCCCCCGAUCAACAAGGUUUCUCCGAGCAUCCCCGUUCCUGGAAGCGGAAUUAAUAAUUAUCGCAAUCUCACCGUUUCCGUGGAUUCGCCGUCGCUUCCGUCGUCGCCGUCGUGCUCCAGCACUCCGACCUCGCCCUUUACGCCAAAUACGCCUGGGGCUGCGGGGAAUUUUAAGAAGUUGACGAGGAGAAAAUCGGCAACUGCUGCUGUGCAAAACUCUGUGGCCAAGUCUCCAACUGGUUAUGAUUGGAUUGUGCUGAGUGCUUUGGAUCGUUAAAUAUGAGCAUGUUGAUUUUGAUCCUUUGGUGGCGUGGCGGCUUUGUGGAUAAGAUCGAUCUUUUGCGGGAGAGUUUGUCGGAUCAAAUACUCCAUGUUUUUCUAAGAUUCCCCUUUUGUGUGCAUAUUACCCAAUAAAAAAGGUUUUCUUGCUUAACUUAAACUUGUGGGUUAUUCAGUUUUAAACUCAAAUAGUACUACGACUGAUAUUUGGGUGCUUUUAUGUCAUGUAAACAUGCCACUUUCAAUAGAUAUGUGGAUGAUGCCUGUUACAUCUUUAGUUA
Salvia splendens (bonfire salvia) is the source of this 937-nucleotide messenger RNA. RefSeq names its product dormancy-associated protein homolog 4. The coding region runs from base 244 to 654 and encodes 136 amino acids. The record is from RefSeq and is a predicted model, not a curated record. Lineage: Eukaryota; Viridiplantae; Streptophyta; Magnoliopsida; Lamiales; Lamiaceae. The transcript has 3 exons.